AUGCGCUUUGUGUCGCAGGUGUACGAGUUGGAGCGGCGCUUCAAGCAGCAGAAAUACUUGAGUGCCCCCGAGAGGGAACACCUCGCGUCGCUCAUCAACCUCACCCCACAGCAGGUGAAGAUUUGGUUCCAGAACCACCGCUACAAGAUGAAGCGCGCCGCUAAAGAGAAGGCCAUGGCGGAGCAGCCCAGCGGCAACUCGGCAACCACGUCGCCUCGGCGGGUGUCUGUGCCCGUGCUGGUCAAGGAGGAAGGCAAGACUCCUGCAGGAGGCAGCAACUGCAGCGCAACAAACAACAACAACUCCUCCUCCUCAUCCACCUCCAACACCCCAUCCUCCACCAACGCCUCCAGCACCGUCACUAACUUACCUUCCUCCGAUCUGGUGAACGGCAGCGGUGGGCUCCUCGACUCAAAGAUUUCGGGGACUCUGUCUUCUUCAUCGUUGAACCAUCACACUCACCAUCAUCACCAGCAGCUCAACAACCAUCACCACAACCAUCAUCAUCACACACUAAGAGACCACGCGUCUCUGGGCUCCGUGACGCCGACGUCUAACACCAACGCUACGUCGCUCCUAACGUCAACGUCGCUGCUGCAUGGAACGCAUCUGACGUGCGACGCGUCGCUGGACUCUUUCGGCCGGUCUCAAGGAAUGGCGAACGGGGCGGCGGGAACGGGAAUGGCGCUCGGAGGGUCAUUCCCGUCAGGAAUGCCGCCUCUGUAUCACAAUAAUAACGCAUACCUGCACCAUCAACGCGCGUGGUAAUGGUUAUCACAAGCGACUAUAAUGGUUCAUGCAUGUAGGUGGUUUGUCUAUAAUGUAAUCGUGAUAGGUUAAUCUACGCGCAUCUGCUGCAGGAACGCUGAACUUCUUUAACUAGAAAAAAUUCUUGAAGGCAUCAAGCCUGACGGGUUCAUCUGUUUUUCUCAACUCCCGUUUAACAAUAAUUAUUUUCUUGCUGUCGAUUUUAAUAUUUGAUAAAUUUGUUAAUACUCUCGUCGAUAUUGCUGUUCAUUCCUCAGGAAAUUGCUUACAGACCGAAAGGGAAAAUGAAAGCGAAAAUGUUCACGCUCGAUUUACAUGAAUCGUAGAUUUAAGCGGAACGAAAAUUCAUCCGUCGUUGACUUUGAAUUAUUGAUACACGAAUUGCAUGAUUUAUCGAAUAUAUUAAUUAUGAUUAUUGAAAAGUUGAAUUUUUCCACACAAUUGUGCUUAAGAUAUAUUGGACUCAGUAGCCUUCUGAUAGUCGUGUCACAAGUGCAAAAAUAUACUGAAUAAAUGGAAUAAUAGAAAAUUUUUACACAAGCAAAUCGCAAAAGGGCAAAAUGUGAAUAUUUUCCUCACGAGGAGAGGAAUCUGCCAAGCAGAAGACAGGCACCGAAAAUGUUUGUAAAUGUUUGUAAAUGUUGUUAUUUCUCUAUUCUUGAAUGUCAUAUUUAUGUACUUAAGUUAUGUGAAUGAAACGCUUGUUGGCCACUGGCGGAAAACGGUGGAAAUUCAAGAAAAAAAUUUCCAGUUUCCUCCAAAUCCAAUCCCAGGCUCAAAACUCCAUCUGCUCCCUCCCCAGUGGUGGCUCUGAUGUCUUGGAUAUUGCGAAGAAGCCCGCGAUUUGUUUUUAGAUUCACAUUGAAAUCGAGGAUGAUUCUGAAGCACUAAGUUACUGCUGGCAAUGAGGUUGAAAUAUAAAUAAUUCUGCACAACCGGAGUCCAGAAGCAUGACUGUGACCCCGACAUUAUUAAGUUGUUGCGGAACCAAGAAAAUUGCGACAUAUUUGUCAUGAGAAAAAGACUACUUACAGUGCAGGUAAUUAGAGACUAGCAGCAGUAUUGUGUACAUACGAAUAGUUAGUUUACAUGUGUGUGACGUGACCUCAUGAAGUUGGUGGUAGGAUUACAUAGCAAUAAUAUGUUGAUUGAUGUCCGCGACAAAAUAAAAGCGAUUU
Molecule: messenger RNA, 1946 nt
Organism: Hyalella azteca
Lineage: Eukaryota; Metazoa; Arthropoda; Malacostraca; Amphipoda; Hyalellidae
Product: homeobox protein Nkx-2.1-like
Exons: 4
Coding region: 1-768 (255 amino acids)
Biological process (GO): regulation of transcription by RNA polymerase II; cell differentiation
Cellular component (GO): nucleus
Molecular function (GO): DNA-binding transcription factor activity, RNA polymerase II-specific; RNA polymerase II cis-regulatory region sequence-specific DNA binding
Source: RefSeq, a predicted model, not a curated record